Messenger RNA from Porites lobata, 3497 nucleotides. The record is from the annotation of a GenBank genome assembly. Lineage: Eukaryota; Metazoa; Cnidaria; Anthozoa; Scleractinia; Poritidae.
UAUGAAUGCUGGGACGGUCCAUUCUUCGCUCUCUUUUCCGCCAUCUUUGUUUCACGUGUGUGUAGAGUCUAUAGAAAGUCCAGGUAAAAUAGCAUAUCCCACUUUUCAGCUGUAAAAAAAAAUGCAAUAAAACUGUAAAAAAAUCCUUAAAAUUAUGUAUUACUUAUUUAGAUCACAAAAGAAAAUGCAGAACGAAGCUGGAGAAUACGUUGAUAUGUACACACCACGAAAAUGGUGGGUGAACCAUUAUAUGCUCGUGUUUGAUCUUUCAAGUUAACUAGUUUCUGAGUCAUUUUACUUUACCGCCUUGCGCAUUUACAUUUAGAGAUAGGUAAACCUUCGAAGGUGUUAAAUUUUUGCUAUCGAACCUUUGUAUCCCUUGAACUCCGAAUGGAAGUGGCAAAUUUAGAAGGGAAAAAUGUCAUUUUGCACGUGUUUUAUACACGCAUGUUGUUUUCUCUUCAGCUCCGUCACCAACAGUGUGAUUUCAGCAAAGGAUCAUGCUUCUGUGCAGAUUAACAUUGGAGAGGUAAAACUUGCAAUACUGUUAGUACUGUGUCAUAGUCUUUAGAAUGCCACUUAUGACAAAAAGAUUAGUAAUGGUAACAGGACUGAGUGGAGUCCAAUUCGGUCUGUAAUCAUACGAGUGAUUAACAAAAUCGGAUGACCACGUAGUGGGAGUCCGAUUUGUUUAAUCACGGGUAUGAUUACAGACCAAAUUGGACGACACGAAGUUCUGUUACCAAUUAAUCAUAACUGUAACAAAAUUUGUGAUAUAUAAGGCCCUUUUUUGAAAUCAAAACAGAAGAAAUUCCAAUUUUUUUGCUAGUAGUGAAAAAAAAAAGCCAUUUUAGCGCACGCUUGAUGGCGCGUACUGUCCAAUUACUUAGGCAUGACGCGUACUGUCCUAUUAAAUUGUCCAAUCAAGGCUGAAAUCAGGGCAGUUGAUAGCCAAUCAGAUUUGAGAAUUUUGUUAUAGUUAUGAGUAAUAAGUAAAUAUCAAGAAGAACCCAAAUAUUUGCAACAGACCAUGAGUAUUGGUAUCAAGAUAAGAAUAUGGGUAUUAUAAAACCAACCUAAUUAUAUUUUCGCAUCAAUAUAUGUACGUUAUAGGCACGAUGCAUACAUACCUAUACGUGAGAAACCAUUACGUCAUAACAUGAACAACACAUCCUUUAUUUAGAAUGCGUCUGUCAGUCGUCUGAUGCAGUUGUAUCCUAAUAGAAGGAUGCAUCACGCAGUCAGUCAUCCGAUGCAGAUAUUAAAUCAAUGAUAUCCCUCCAGUAAAAUACUAAUAAAUGUUCUAAGCUAGAACUUGUAGUUAGAUAUGAAAACCACUAUAAAACCACCCCAGGGAUGUGGCCAAAAAAUAUAUGGAAACAUAUUCCCCUACUAAUGCAGUGGCACAUAAAACCCCAGGGAAAGGGGUGAAGGAAAAUACAUUACAAUGUUACAAAAACUACUCCAAAAUUAUACUAAUGGAAAAGGGUGCUCGUCUAAAUACCUAAAUUCAUAAACUAUGUACUAAAAUAAGAAAUGUUAUUCCAAAACAUACAGAUUUGACAGACAUAACAAAAUAACAUGUAGCAAAGGAAAACUAUCAGAAGGGCUGAGCUGAUGUAGAAUGGCACUAGUCUCGUGCCAAAACCAUAAAUAGCCGGAUACUAUCCCAGGAACACCAGCGCACCUCUAUACCGUGCCGUCAGAAUAUUAAUUUUUGACUAAUUCAUUCCCAUGUCUCUCAAUCGUCAGAAAUUACAUAUUCUGGCAUGGCAUACUGACUUUCUAAAAUCUUUGUUAAAUACAGAUUGAUGAAACUGGACGGUACACUGGCAAUUUCAAAACAUAUGCCUUGUGUGGAAACAUCAGACAACAGGUGGGGGAAUUAAUUGCCUUUCAAAAUUGUGCUUGUUAUUGAUGUUUCCUGAGAUCGCACCAGCAUUUUUUCAAUUGUUGGAGGGCAUACUCUUGCCCUCCAACAUGGCAGCCAAAACUACUUUUUGCUUAUAUCUUGUCAAACGUUUGAUAGUUAUACUCAGAUGUGCUGCAAAUGUUACCACAUCAUCUUUUCAACACUUUCCUUGAAGUUUAAGUCCAAAAUUUGUGUUUAGAAAGAGGUAAUUCAUGAUUUUAAGAAUCACAUUUUGGUCACAUGACCAGCUACGAACUUACUCAUUUUUAGAAAAUCGUGCUGGUGUGAAAAACCAAAUAACUAUUAUUUCGCUUAAGAUAUGACCCACUAAUGGUUUUUCGAAGGCAAAAUCAUAUAACUUUCAUUUUCAUAAAAACAAUGCCACAUGACCUCUUAGUGCAAAUGGCCUAUUGUGCAGGUGUCGAGACAAGUGCUGAAAUUAUCCAAAUUUGUUUUCUUUAUUAUAAUUAUUUUAUUAUUAUUAUUAUUGUUAUUAUUAUCAAGGCUCGAAAUAAUUUCCGGAGAGCCUUCAGACACGAUGACCGGCCAAAUUCAUUUUAACUCGGUCACUUGUUUCUGGCCGGUCAAAUUUAUGAGGUAAAUAAUUCAGCUGUGGGUUCAGAUAUUUCACGGGGUCUAGGGGCCGCGAAAUUUGUUAGAAAUCUUAUCUAAAUACAUGUCGAUACAACAUAUUUGAAACUUAUCUUGGCUAUUGGGGCUGUUAAUUGCCGUCAACUUCAUCCCCACAAAGAGCGAACAACAUUCCAAAACUACUAGGCAUAAGUUAUGUUGGGGACAACUGGGCACUAUUCAUGAUGUUUUAAAAAGCUUUGCCAUUGGCUCAUUUCUCGAGCGCUUUGUUGUUAAAAUAGCAAGUGAUUAUCUCUGUAAAAAACUUUAAACAUGCUCGUCAAAUCAGCACAAAAUCAAUCGAUUUCUAGCGAAAUUUGUCCAGAAAAUUCCGACGAAAUCGACCGUUUUUAUCUAUUGUUUUUCGGCUAAGUUAGUCCCGAAAAUUUCCGAGAAAUUCCCGCGAUAUCAGCCGAUUUUUCUGCGAGUCUCUCUAAAAAUCCAGCGAAACUUGACUUUUUUCUCCGCGACCGAUCAGACGCCCUUAAGUUGUUGCUUAACUCAUAAAAGUGAAAAUAUUUUUAAUUUUGUGACCGAAAGCGCGUGGACCCCAAUGUCUGUUUCAAUGCGCGAAUUGUAAACAACUGUUCUAGUUGUAUUUCACCCAGGAUUUCAGAUCAACGUUUCGCAAUGCACAGCGACUUGCUACAUACUGAUAACAAUUGAAACAACUGAUUUCAUUUUCAAUACGAUCGAUUGUGACCGGUCAAAAUGACCGGCAAGACGAAAAGUUGACUGGUCAACUCCCCAAUCAGUCCGGACAUUGUCCGUUGACCGGCCGUUAUUUCGAGCCCUGUAUUAUUAUUAUUAUUAUUAUUUAUAAUGUAUUUCUCCCAUUGUUCUGAAAGCUAGUUAACUUAUCGUUUCAUUUAUGUAGGGUGAGGCUGAUGAUGCUCUGACCAGGUUGUGUUGCAAACAUGGCAUCAUAAACAAGUAUGUUUAUCCUCACUCUUAA